Leptinotarsa decemlineata (Colorado potato beetle) is the source of this 654-nucleotide messenger RNA. RefSeq names its product putative inorganic phosphate cotransporter. Gene Ontology annotation, molecular function: transmembrane transporter activity. Gene Ontology annotation, cellular component: membrane. Lineage: Eukaryota; Metazoa; Arthropoda; Insecta; Coleoptera; Chrysomelidae. Gene Ontology annotation, biological process: transmembrane transport; monoatomic anion transport. The record is from RefSeq and is a predicted model, not a curated record.
CGAGUACUUAUAUUUAUUGUUUCAAUCAGUCAGCAAAUAUUUAUAACUUCCAAUAGUUUUCGUGAAGGUUUCGUUGAAAUCAACUGAAAAAAGGUUUUGUUUGGUUUGCUAUGUAUCAGAAAAUGGUAGAUGAUGAGAGAGAACCGCUACUAUCAAGUAAUUAUAGUAAUCCUGAAACAGAUGAUACUUCGCAAAUAAAAGGACCAUCUUUGGGAAUACGACAUGUCCAGGCUAUGCUCAUGUUUCUACUUCUAUCAAUUGGAGUUGGAAUGAGGGUGCACUUAUCGGUUGCAAUAGUUGCAAUGACAGACAAUACUACCAGUUCAAAUCCUGAUGUACCGACUUAUGACUGGACCAACAAGAGUGUGAUAUUGUCCUCGUUUUACUGGGGCUACAUCUUGCUGCAGCUCUGGGCGAGCGAACUUGGAAGAAAUUAUGGCACCAAGAAAUUUCUCAUUGGCUCAAUGUUCAUCAAUUCGACUGCUUCGAUGUUGGUCCCAGUUUUGGCAGAACAGCUAGGAUCCUAUGGGGUUAUGGGAUGUAGAGCAGUCCAAGGAUUAUCUCAAGGAUUCUUCUACCCUUCGAUGUACAAUAUUCUCGGCAGAUGGAGUCCAAAGGAAGAAAGAUCGACUUUGGGAUCUUUAGCAUUGAGUG